This is a messenger RNA of Ficedula albicollis (Collared flycatcher), 1082 nucleotides long. Its product is annotated as nck-associated protein 1-like. NCBI's taxonomy places the organism in Eukaryota, Metazoa, Chordata, Aves, Passeriformes, Muscicapidae. The record is from RefSeq and is a predicted model, not a curated record. The annotation marks the transcript as partial. Gene Ontology annotation, cellular component: SCAR complex. The transcript is spliced from 10 exons. Gene Ontology annotation, biological process: cell morphogenesis; neuron projection morphogenesis; cell projection assembly.
UUGUCUGUCACAUUGUGAAUGUCCCCAUGGACUGUCACACCGUGAUUGUCCCUGUGAUUGUCACACCGUGAUUGUCCCCACGAUUGCCACACCCUGCUCGUCCCCCCAGCAUGGACAAGCUGCACCUGACCCUGGCUGAGCUGUCCCUGAGCCUCAACCACGUCCCCAACUUCACCGUGUUUGGGCACACGGUGACACCGGCAGAGUACCUGAGCAGCCACCUGGAGACACGCCUGACCAGGUACCUGGAGGCGCUGCUGCGCCAGGCCAGCACGGGCGCCGUGCUCCUGUCCCCGGCGCUCCAGGCCUUCACCACGGUGCCGCGCGAGGAGCAGCCCCCGUUCAGCGCCGCCGAGUUCUCCGACGUCUCAGAGAUGAGGGCGCUGGCCGAGCUCAUCGGGCCCUACGGGAUGAAAUUCCUGAGCGAGAACCUGAUGUGGCACGUGGGGUCCCAGGUGACAGAGCUGAAGGGGGAGGAGAGGCCGGCGCUGCUGCCCCGCCUGACCUCGGCCGAGAACGUCCUGAAGCGCAUGACCAUCAUCGGCGAGAUCCUCAGCUUCCGCGCCAUGGCCCAGCAGGGCCUCAGGGAGGUGUUCUCCCAGCGCUGCCCCUUCCUGAUGGGGCCCAUUGAGAGCCUGGCGGACGUAGUGACCCCCGACACCGACAUCCAGGUCACCCUGAGCAUCUUCGAGCUGGCCUCGGCCGCGGGGAUCCCAUGCGAGGUGGACCCGGCGCUGGUCACUGCGCUGGCCGGCACCAGGACAGAGGGCUCGUCCCCCGAGGAGGAGUACAAGGUGUCCUGCCUGCUGCUGGUGUUCGUGGCCGUGUCCCUGCCCCUGCUGGCCGCCGACCCCGCGUCCCAAUACAGCCCCGAGCUGGACGGUUUCACCAACAACCUGCACUGCCUGGCCAAGGCCAUUGUCCAGCUCUCGGCCGCGCUCUUCACUGUCCACAACAAAAACAUCGAGAGCCACCUGAAGGAGUUCCUGCUGCUGGCCUCUCUCAGCCUCCUGCAGUUGGCCCAGGAGCCGGACAAGGCGCGGCUGCGGAACCACGACUCCAUCGUGCUGCUGCUGCAGCUG